Messenger RNA from Cyclopterus lumpus (lumpfish), 3328 nucleotides. It is a transcript of the gene rcbtb1, whose product is annotated as regulator of chromosome condensation (RCC1) and BTB (POZ) domain containing protein 1. The record is from RefSeq and is a predicted model, not a curated record. Gene Ontology annotation, molecular function: protein binding. The transcript is spliced from 14 exons. Lineage: Eukaryota; Metazoa; Chordata; Actinopteri; Perciformes; Cyclopteridae. The coding region runs from base 73 to 1833 and encodes 586 amino acids.
GAAAAAAGGCUAAACUCAACCCAACCGUCACAACAGUGCUGAGCACCGGGGGAGACGUUUCAUUCCGUUGUCAUGGAGCGAUGCUUUAGUGUCAGCAGGGAUGAUUCCGCUUCUUGCUCCCCACCUCCUCCAGCAUCACCUCCUCCUCGCGUUCUCCCCCCUCCCGUUCCUCCCUUCUCUCCCCCGUCAGCCCUGACCGCUGCUCCCCAACAAGGGAGGCUGAGUUUGGCCGGAGCCAUGGUGGACGUCAGCAAGUGGCCCCUGUUUUCCCUGCUGAGCGCCGAGGAGCUAGCCACGGUCCGACAGGCCUGUGUCUUUGGAAUGUCUGCCAACGAAGCCGUCUACAUCACGCACGCCAACGAGGUAUUUGCGUUUGGGAUGAACAGCAGUAGCUGCCUUGGUACAGGAGACAGUGUGAGCACCAUUGUGCCAAAAAAACUGGACUUCCUGCGGGGGAAGAAGGUAACCAGCCUGAGCUAUGGAAGUGGGCCUCAUAUCCUGUUGGCUACAGAAGACGGACAGCUGUUUGCUUGGGGCCACAACGCUUACAGUCAGCUGGGGAACGGGACCACCAACCAGGGGCUGACCCCGCUGCUGGUCACCGCCAGCCCGCAGAACAAGAAAGUGAGAGAAGUGGCGUGUGGCUCGCAUCACUCCAUGGCCCUCACUCUGGACGGAGAGGUCUUUGCGUGGGGUUAUAACAACUGUGGCCAGAUUGGCUCAGGCUCCACAGCCAACCAGCCCCACCCCAGGAAAGUCACCGGCUGCCUGCAGGGCAAGACCGUGGCUGGCAUCACGUGUGGCCAGACCUCCUCCAUGGCUCUGAUCGACAACGGAGAGGUUUAUGGCUGGGGCUAUAAUGGGAAUGGACAGCUGGGUAUCGGAAACAAUGGAAACCAGCUGACGCCUUGCCGCCUCGCUGCUCUCCAGGGGCUGUGCAUGCAACAGGUCAUAGCUGGCAACAGCCACUGCCUGGCACUGACUGAUGAAGGGCUGCUGUAUGCCUGGGGAGCCAACACCUACGGGCAACUGGGGACCGGCAACAAGAGCAACCACCUCAGCCCUGUGCUGAUCAUGGCGGACAAGGAGCGGAUUGUCGAGGUCGCAGCUUGCCAUUCAACACACACUUCAGCAGCCAAGACCCAAAGCGGUCAGGUGUAUAUGUGGGGUCAGUGUCGGGGUCAGUCCAUCGUCAUGCCACACCUCACGCACUUCACCACCACGGACGACGUUUUCGCCUGCUUCGCCACACCCUCCGUCAUGUGGAGGCUCAUGUCUAUGGAGCACGACGACUUCAUGACUGUGGGCGAGGCUCUGAGGAAAGAGUUUGACAGUCCCGAAACGGGCGACCUCAAGUUCAGCGUCGACGGCAAAUGCAUUCACGUUCACAAAGCCGUGCUGAAGAUCAGGUGUGAGCAUUUCCGGUCCAUGUUUCGCUCCCAGUGGACGGAGGAUCAGCAGGACGUGAUAGAGAUCGGCCAGUUCUCGUACCCCGUCUACAGGUCCUUCCUGCAGUUCCUCUACACGGACACGGUCGACCUUCCGCCCGAGGACGCCAUCGGUCUGUUGGACCUGGCCACCUCUUACUGUGAGAACCGCCUGAAACGGCUGUGUCAGCAGAUCAUCAAGAGGGGGAUCAACGUCGAAAACGCCUUCACCUUGCUGUCUGCGGCCAUACGAUACGACGCUGAGGACCUGGAAGUGUUUUGUUUCCGGUUUUGUGUCAACCAUCUCACUCAGGUGACCCAGACCGGAGCCUUCUGGCAGGUGGACGGAGCGAUGCUCAAAGAGUUCAUCAGCAAAGCCAGCCGCUGCGGGGCCUUCAAGAACUGAGCAAGAACUGAAGUCACUCUCCGGGUACAGUGGGGGCCGCGUCGCCGCUCCAGAAACAUCAGGUCGAUAUCGCAUUGGGAAAAGAAGGCUUUCUUGAAUUGUUGAUUUCCAUAUUUGCUGAGGCAGAUAAGCAGAAUUCACAACGUGGACUGGAAUUUAAAGCUGCAUUAUCGACAGGUCUGAAGUCAGCCCUUUGGCCAAUUCCGGUGAAGUCACUCGACGCCAUGCCGUCUCCUUUUUUUUUUCUUUUCUUUUUCACGCUGCAUUGUGUUCUCUACAUGCUGUACUUGAAUCUUUGUUUGUUUUUCUCGGCCAGUGCUUAGUCUUCUUUUUACUUCUGGUAGAGUUAAUUCGAGAGACUGGAAGGAAUGGGGAGCUCUGCUUUGACAUUGAGUUAAACUAGAACCACUGGACUGAAAUACGUUACAUCUGCAUUCCAGUUCUAUCAUUUUCAAUUGGCAUUAUUUGUUUUUAAACCGAGUCGCUCUAGAAGCUCAUUUAGAGGCGUCGACGUUACACAGUUAACCCAGAUCCUACUGUGGGUUGCUUAUCUUUCUCGGCUGGUAUUAUUUACAUUUUGGAAGUUCAAAAACCAUUGUAGUAUGUAUAAUAAUUACCUUUUUUAUACUCCUCUGUUUUUGUUUUGUAUGCUUAUUCUACCCGACUGAAAUGUUUUUUUCUCUACGGCACUUUUAAGAAACUGCAGUCGCUUCUUUUUUCCACAUUCAGUAAAACUGUUUAUAUAUAUAUGUAUAUAAAACCGAGUUAAAGGAUGUUAGAAAGCAACGGUGAUUAAAAUGCAUCGUAGGCAGAUGGUUUGUUGCAGACGCUUUAUAUUCCUUUUUUUAAUUUAUUUUUUAUUGUGGGACCUCAAACAAACUGAACCAAGGUGACCGUUUCCAUCUGUUUGUGUUUUGCUUUUGUUAUCGGGGCAAAUGGAAAGAAACAAACGGGCGACUCGGCAAGACCAAAAUGAAUCCGUAAUUAUUCCUUGGUAUAUUUAAUCACACUUUGAAGCACAAAACACUGCAGGUAAAGCAAUAUGAACACUUUGAAAUGCUAUGUGUUUAUCGUGAGAUGCUUUGUUUGUAUUCUGUUAGCGUGGGUUUAUGACUACCAAAAACUGCCUGCGGGUCCUGGUUUAUACCUUCUGUUGCAUUACUGGGUAAUGUAUGAGAAUAGUCAAAUGGAGAGUGUUGUUGGCCUGUCGGCUACUGGUCACUUCAGUUUCUGUUUUAAAUUGUUAGGUUAUUAUUUCUUGAUGCAUUCAGAGGCUUGAGAUGUUUUAAGUUGGUCUGAGCUUGCUGGUAAGUAGGUCCACUGUUUAUUAUCCAAGCAUCAUUCGGGUUAGACAUUUACAGACGCAUUGAGGUUUUGGUUUCUGUGCUUUAGCGGAAUUUGGAGCUUGUUUUAGAUAAGAAAGCAAACUGAAAAAGAAAAAAAAAUCAGAUUGUUCUGCUUACUGUAUUAAGAUUAAAGUAUAUUUUUUAAUGUA